AUGACGGGUAAGAUAGAGCUGUUUAAAUUUACCCGUUACACCAUGAUACUGAGCGGCAUAUGGAGACUUGAAAUAAACGCGUCAAGAUGGGUGCGGAGACUGUAUAUAACAUAUUCGAUUGCAACUCAAAUUAUCUUCGACAUUUCGAUAUUUAUGUUUAAUAUGGAGUUUGCUCAUUUGUUUCGGGUGGAUAUUGAGCAAGCUAUAGAGAAUUUAUCAAGGAUGAUCUUCGUUCUGCUACUUAUUGCAAAGUUUUCAAUCUGCCAAACUAAGGGAAUGCAAGUACUUAUCAAGCAAGCCCUCGAUGGUGAAACCAAGAUCAUUGCCACAGACAAUUCUAAGAUCCGCAGUAUCUACGAGAUGCAUGCAUGGUACUGUCAGGUUCUAAUUGUCUCAAUAACGGUUGCGAGUUUUGUCUUGUCCGCAUAUUUAUCAGAAAUCGGAAUCGAAGAAAGUUACAAAUUUCACAGGGAGCCAAGGUCCCUUAACGAAAGUCGGGAGGAUCCGUUUCCAGUUGCGCUUUGGUAUCCAUUUAAUCGAAACAAAUAUUUCAUUGUAGUGAUGUGCCAUCAAACGCUGGAAAUUUGCUUAACUGGUUUUUACAGUACGGCCGUAAACGCCAUUACGAACUCAGUUCUAAUUUACAUGAGAGCUCGUUUGAAGAUUCUCCAGCAUAAUUUAGAAAAUUUUGCCACCCACCGAACGGAAAAUUGUGCGAAAGGUGGCGAUCAUGCUCUCUACAGUCUGAAAAUGUUUAGCAAGUUGCAUCAGGAACUGAUUCAAUGGACCGUCGAGCUCAACGGCAACUUUAAACAUUUAAUAUUUUUGGAGUACGGUGUUUCAUCCCUUCUCCUUGCUGCCGUCAUUUUUCAAAUAUUUGCAGGCAUUAAGGUCGUUUUCAACUACAUUUAUUUUGGCUUGAUAUCUUGUCAGCUAAUGGCUCUGGCAUGGAACGCGAACGAAGUCGCGAUUGAGAGUGAAAAUCUUGCUACAGCUUUAUACAAUAGCAAAUGGUACCACGAAAGUUUGCAGACUAGGGUCAUCCUCCAGAUAAUGAUGGUUAGGUGUCAAAGGCAAUUAACGAUUUCUAUCGGUCCGUUCGGAGCACUUAAUACCGAGGCAGUACUGUCUCGGUUCAAACUAGCUUAUUCGUACGUAUCGGUGAUGUCUUCUGGAAGUGUGUAAUAAUGGAUCGUGGAAAGAAUAGAAGGAACAAAAACAUCAUGAUAUAAUAAGGAAAGCGUAUUAGCAAAAUAAUUGUUUUUAUGAAAAAAAAAAAUAAAAAAUUGUUGCACAAAAUGAUUUUUUUAAAUUUCUUCCGAAUCAUAUUAGAAGUUAUGAAGAAAAAAACAACAUUACUUGGGCGAAUUAAGGGGUACUAUGGUAGAAAUUAAGUCCCCAUUGUGGAUUGAAAGACCAUUGGAAAGAUCUUUUAAUUAUCUAGCCAGCAUCUUAUGGAUGUGCAAACUCUUAUGCAUGCAUCGGCUGCCUUUGAACUGCUGCCCAAAAAAUGCAGCUUUCUACAUGAAAAUAAUUAGGAUAGGCAGUUGGAAUAUCAUGUAAUAAACGUCUAAUUGUGUAUAAUAAAUUAAAGACUAUAUAAUAUUAAAGUCUCCGCUCUUAUGGAUUAAUAAAGAUAAUAAUAAUUUCCAUGUCACUUUGGACUUCGUUUUUCUUUUAAAAAGUCUAACUAUCUAAAAGGUAAUAGAGGUGAAUCCCUAAAAGGUUUGUAUUCACAUAUUUUCUGUCUCUUAUAAUGAAUUCUCUAAAUAGUGUGCAAAAUAUAGAGCCCUGUAUAGGGGGUUAUUUGGGAAUAUGACAGAAAAAAUAAUUUUUUGUAAUUACUUAAGAAUAAGUAUCCACACACACAAAUUAUCCACAUUUAUUACGCGCUUUUUGUGGAAUAUUUGGCAAAUCAUUCGUGGCAAAGCAGCGCAAAUUCCCUACUUGACUAAUAAGAUAAGAGUUGCGUUUUCCAUUAUACACAUUGAAAAUAUAGUACUUAUGGCUCCUUUUAUACAGAGUUAUUCACAAUGUAAUAAAACCUGAUAUGCUGGUUACUUAUAUAAGUGAAUAUGAGCUACCAAUGUAAAAUAUUUUUGGCCAUAAGGUAUUGCCAGAUAUACUUGUAACGCAUAUCAACUUUCGUUUUUUAAAUGUAUAUUAUUACAUUUUUGAACUCUGCGAAACAUUCUGAAACUCUUUUAUGUAACAUAUACUAUACGUUUCUUGAACAUCAGAUAAAAAUACUUUCUAAGAGAUUUGACAACCAAUAACCCGAUAUAAAAUAAUUUUUUUUUUCGCAACCCGUACAGCUAAACACUCGAAUUGUUGCUUGCGGUUCCCUAUUAAAUUGCUUUAGCCCGUAAUAUAGUAUGAGAAUUAACUUAUUGCAUAAGACCUAAUUGGCAAGAUAUUAAAAUCAAUAUUUCGUGGAAAUUUUAAAUGGAACGCCCCAUAUUUUAUAUUGGCAGGUAAAUGAACAAUUAAUUUUCCAUCUAAAAGUACCGGACUAUGGUAUAUAUAUUUUCACUAGUUUUCGAUAUAUAAAAAUAACCACAUUUCAUCUGUCCGGCCAUGCGGAUUACUCGUUUUUUCGUAUUUUCAUAGUUAAAAGUAGCAUUUAUUUGAAAAAGGAAGAUGGCACAUAAUUAUGCAAACACACACAUUUUAAAUUUGAAUUACAUUUAUAUUGAGUGUCAAAGAAUUGUUUCAAGGACGUGCAGAAUAUUUAAUGACCAAUAUACGCAUUUACCACCAAUUUAUGGGAUAUAGUUUAAAAGAAAUGAAACCUACGAAGGAAGUAAAUUGUUAAAAACUCAGAAGAAAAUGAAACCAACAUUUUACCAUAUUUUUCGAAAGAAAUAUUUGUACCGACGCGGCGAAUCAAAAUUUUUCGCGGGAGUGUAUUUUUAAUAGAAGGAAUAAUCAUUUUUCAUAAUACAAUCCAAAAUUUUUACGAAUCAAGCUAUUGCAACAUACAUUUAGUUUCAAUGUCUUUUGUUUAAUGAUGGAUAAUAAAAUAGAUUUUUGUAUCUACAACGAGAAUUCGAAAGAGGAAAACGGUUUUUUACAUUUAGAUGGCAAAUUAUUUCCUCAUUUACAGGCCAAUAUGAAAUAUGGGGUGCUCCCGCCUAGCAUGGAUUUUUAUAUUUGGCCAAUUAUUAAUUGUACGCGAUAAAUUAAUUUAAUAGGGAAUGGCAACCAAAAAUUCAAGUGUUUAGCUGUACGGGUUGCGAGUUACGAGUUUUAUGUUGCCAAACUUCUUAGAUAGUAUUUUUCAUCUCCGAAAAAUUUCAAGAUAGGUAUCGUACAUGUUACAUGUUACUGAUAUACAGAGUGUUCCAUUAAAAAACGAAAGUUGAUAUACGUUACAAAUAAAUCUGGCAAUACCGCAUGCCAAAAACAUCUUACAUAUGUAGCUCAAAUUCGCUUAAAUAAGUAACCAACAUUUAUAACAAUGCUCCAACAUUAAACAACUUAUUUUUAAAACUAUUUACUUCCUAUUUUUAUAUUGUAUAUUAUAUAUUGAAUCGUGACCUCAGGUCUGACUUGAAUUGCCCUCUUGUUUUUUAUAUCUUUACAGUUAUUUUCGGAAGCUCAACGCUACCGUUUAUGAUCGGAUAGAAAUAAUACCUCUAUCUUCUUAAUGAGUACGUCAUUCAUUUGAAAAUGAGCCACACAGGGAUUUUUAGACUAGGAUCGUAAAUCAGAUCAGUAAAACUUAGUCUAUACAUCGUUUUCAGGAUUUCAAAGUAGGGAAUGAUCUUUAAAAACUGCAUUUAAAAACUGUAUUUAAAUCUUCGUUCAACAUUUGCAAAUUAUUUAUCCGGAAUUUGAACUUCGAGUCGAUGUCUGACGAUCUCUCAUCACUCUAGCAUAGUAUGUUUGAAAACGUUUCGUGAUUUAAUAGAUUAAAAGCUUUCCUUUGGGUUGUGAAUGCCGACUACCUAAUGCACAUCAUUGUAAUUUAAAAGCGACUGGUUUAAACUCAACUGUUUAAAUUGUAAAAUGAUUGUUGAGUAUAAUCAUUUUAACCUUUAUUGAACUGCAGUUUAAAAUGAGUGGAAUAGGGCUCCUGGUUCCUUGUUGUAUUUUACACAUUUACACGAACACAAACAUAACCAUCAGGUAACACAGUAUUGAAAAGGGAGUGGAGGCACAGCAAUAGUAAGUUGCGGAAGACAUUGACACGAGUAGAGUGAGGAAGCUUAUAAAAUUCACUUUAUGGGAUGCGCAACAGUAUUAAUUUAACUGGAACUCGUUCUUGUAUUGUAUUGUAUUGUGUUCUAGUAUUGCGGAUUGAGAUUUAAAAAGCGUUUAUUCACUAACUCAGUAGUAAUAAUAUGCAGUAUUUGCAACAUAUGCAUUGAAACUUUAAAUCCCUCGUACCUUUCACAAUUAGAUUAUCUAGCACAAGCAGCUCUUAUUUUAUUUUAUAUUUUUUAGAAUAUCUUCAUCUUACUUAUGUUGACCGUAAGGUUGUGGUUGCUAAAUAAAGCACAAAUUUGUUUCAUGAAUUUUACUUGUUUUACAAUAUCGUUUAUAGACGUUUAUUAGAAACUAGAAAACUAUUUUCCGCCCAUCGGCAUUUUGUUUUCAUUCUAACGCUUACUUGAAUCAGUAUCCCGUUUGCAUUCCAAGCGAGAGCCAUUAACUGGCAAAACACCAAAGUAAAAGUAAUGGAGUUAAAAGUCACUCUGAUGCCCAACUAUACUAUAACGUUUCAAUACAGGGUGUUUGUAAAAUCUUUGAUUACGGUUUGAUUUUGAUUUUCUUUGUUGGAUGGAUCUCUCAAAAACGAACAAAAAUUUUAUUUUUCGUGUUACAUCAACCUGCAGUUAUGGCGAACUGACUAAUUUUUGAUGUCAAAUAAUAUAAAUAUUAAAGUGGCUAUCCGACAAUCGAAUAAUACAGGGUGUCUUGUUUAAGAAAAUUGAUAAAAGUAUCAUUUUUCGAAAGGUGGCAACAGUGCGCAUAAACAAAAGCAUUAUUUUCAUAAAUACAAAAGUUUGAAAAGUUAAUAAGCAACUCCACAAUGCUGGUUUAAACAUAACCCGGAUGAUGGCUAAUGACUUCGAAACGGUGCAUCACAGACCCAUGCUCAUAUAUAAAUUGAAUUUGUCUUUGAUAGGACUAUCAAAAAAUGCAAUUAAAUGUAGGGUGUGAUUUAAAAAAAUGUAACUUUGUUUUACCACCCUGUAUAUAAAAAAGUGACGAUUGAGAAAAUAAAAAAAGCAAAGAUCAUUUCAAUAGAAACAAGUUUUUUAUUUAAAUUUCUUUUGUAACCAACGUAGGUUUCCAAAAUAAGGUAUACGCCCCUCUUAAACAGCCCACCCUGUACAAAAUAUUGUUCAGGAACCUGUGACUAUAAGUACAUACGCUGUAACCAUACACAAAACUCCAUUCUUCUUUCGCUGUCAGCAUAUUCAAGAGUAUGCAGAAAUUAACGUUUAAAGGCCCUUUUUCACUUUUGUUCAACGACCUUAAUAUUUAAGUUUACACUUGCGCACUUAAUACUGGAUCAUUAAAAUAAUAAAAAUUAUUUGACUCAAAGGAAUAACACGACUGCGUUGUUGGUUGGUGAGUUAAAUAAAAAUGUAAAUCAGGCAAUGAAUUUGCCAGUCGAAUAUUCGCCUGUCCAUAGCAAACUCGGUUUUACAAAGGAAUCAGUAUGCCAACGUCAAUCAAUUUUGAUAUUUCUGUUGUUUUCAUUGUUUUCAUUUUCAAGCGUUGAAAGUCCGUUUAGUCCAUAUCUCAACCUCUCUAAUCAUAUCUAAUUUUAAGAAAAUCGUCUGUGUCUUUCAGUGAAAUCUAUCUAACAAAUCAAUUAUCAAAAUUGAGCCAUAAACAAACAUUCUGCAAGAGUAAUGCUUUCGAGCACCCGGUAUUCGAACUUCAUGGAGAUUAGUAUUACUGUAUU
This is a messenger RNA of Cylas formicarius (sweet potato weevil), 5923 nucleotides long. Its product is annotated as odorant receptor 82a-like. The transcript is spliced from 7 exons. Lineage: Eukaryota; Metazoa; Arthropoda; Insecta; Coleoptera; Brentidae. Gene Ontology annotation, cellular component: plasma membrane. Gene Ontology annotation, molecular function: odorant binding; olfactory receptor activity. Gene Ontology annotation, biological process: detection of chemical stimulus involved in sensory perception of smell; sensory perception of smell. Bases 1 to 1185 code for a protein of 394 amino acids. The record is from RefSeq and is a predicted model, not a curated record.